This is a messenger RNA of Nanorana parkeri, 4173 nucleotides long. It is a transcript of the gene MAP3K13, whose product is annotated as mitogen-activated protein kinase kinase kinase 13. The transcript has 13 exons. Lineage: Eukaryota; Metazoa; Chordata; Amphibia; Anura; Dicroglossidae. The coding region runs from base 161 to 3037 and encodes 958 amino acids. Gene Ontology annotation, molecular function: JUN kinase kinase kinase activity; ATP binding. Gene Ontology annotation, biological process: JNK cascade; protein autophosphorylation. The record is from RefSeq and is a predicted model, not a curated record.
AUUUCCUGGUGCAUUUCCAGUGCUUUCUUUUCCCUAGCAUCCUUAGAGACACAACAUGGAAACCAAGCUAUUGCAGCAGCAUCCAUGUGAUCUACAUUCCAAUACAAAGCAGAGCUGAAGGACCCACCUGAAGAAACGGUGUCUUGGGAGUGGCUGCCCCAUGCACAUCUAUGUUACUAUGGCCAGCCCGCACAAGCCCUUGAGUUGGUCAUCUUCUCCCAAUCUCAUGGUUGACACUAUUCGGGAGGAUCAAGAUUACAUGGUAGGGUUUGGUGACCCAGCCACAACAAGUCACCUUCAGCCUCCAGAGAACCAGGAAAAGUGUGAUAACCUAGAAAAUGCCAGUAGCCCAGUAACUGCAGCUGUCCUAACCUCCAUCAGUGAGGACUCAAGAGACCAGUUUGAAAACAGUGUUCUACAGUUGAGGGACCAAGAUGAAGCAGAGAAUACUGCACCUCAGGGCACCAGCCACUCAGGAGACGGAGGCAGUAAUAGUGGCACAGAAGACAUCAAGAUACAUUUCAGCCGCGCAGGAAGUGGCAAUAGUGGUUUUCUAGAAGGACUUUUUGGCUGCCUCCGGCCUGUAUGGAAUAUGAUUGGCAAGGCGUAUUCAACGGAUUAUAAGCUGCAGCAGCAAGAUACUUGGGAAGUCCCAUUUGAGGAGAUUUCAGAGCUGCAGUGGCUGGGUAGCGGAGCACAAGGAGCAGUUUUCCUGGGAAAAUUCCGAGGGGAGGAAGUCGCCAUCAAGAAAGUGAGAGAGCAAAAGGAAACUGACAUUAAACCCCUAAGAAAGUUAAAGCACCCCAACAUCAUUGCAUUCAAAGGUGUUUGUACGCAGGCCCCAUGUUUCUGUAUUAUCAUGGAGUACUGUGCCCAUGGACAGCUUUAUGAGGUACUCAGGGCUGGGCGCAAGGUAACCCCAAGACUCCUGGUGGACUGGUCAACUGGGAUCGCUAGUGGCAUGAACUACCUCCACCUGCACAAGAUCAUUCAUAGGGACCUCAAAUCACCCAAUGUCCUAGUUACCCACACAGACACAGUAAAGAUCUCAGACUUUGGAACAUCCAAAGAACUUAGUGACAAAAGCACCAAGAUGUCAUUUGCUGGCACUGUGGCAUGGAUGGCUCCCGAAGUCAUCCGCAAUGAGCCUGUCUCAGAAAAAGUGGACAUCUGGUCUUUUGGAGUUUUGCUAUGGGAGCUGUUGACUGGGGAGAUCCCAUACAAGGAUGUAGAUUCAUCAGCCAUUAUCUGGGGAGUGGGCAGCAACAGCCUUCAUCUUCCUGUUCCCUCUACCUGCCCUGACGGCUUUAAAAUCCUCAUGAAGCAGACAUGGCAAAGCAAGCCCAGAAACCGUCCAUCAUUCAGACAGAUUCUUAUGCAUCUGGACAUUGCUUCAUCGGACGUCCUAGGAACCCCACAAGAAACGUAUUUUAAAUCACAGGCUGAAUGGAGGGAGGAAGUGAAAAAACAUUUUGAAAAGAUUAAAAGUGAAGGGACCUGCAUCCACCGCCUGGAUGAGGAACUGAUCCGCAGACGGAGAGAAGAACUACGACAUGCUCUGGAUAUUCGUGAACACUAUGAGCGUAAACUGGAUAGAGCCAAUAACCUAUAUAUGGAGCUCAGUGCUAUCAUGCUGCAGUUGGAAGUCCGAGAAAAAGAGCUAAUCAGGCGUGAGCAGGUUGUAGAGAAAAAAUACCCUGGAACUUACAAACGCCACCCUGUCCGCCAGAUAGUCCAUCCAAAUACUGUUGAGAAAUUUAUCAAAAAGAAAGGGGUGCCUUCUAAAUCAACAUCUCACACUAGACGGCCUGACCUACUGAAAUCAGAUGCCAUAUCCAGUGUGGAGGCAAAUGCACCCAGUUCAUCUCCCAUAUCUGGAAGUCCAAAGAUAUCAUCAGGGGGGAAAAGCCGGUAUCGAAGCAAGCCACGUCAUCGGCGAGGGAACAGCAAGGGCAGUCAUGGUGACUUCCUGGGGAUUUCAAAAAACCACGAUUCUCCUUCACAAACUGCUCGUUAUCUUUCUCCUGCAUCUCCCCCAUUCACCCCACCCAGUCCCCGCCAUGACCCAGUGCAGCCCGUGUCGUCUCGACACCAAACCCUUAAUAUGCAUGGGCAGAAUAUUGCCAACUGUGCCAACAACCUACGAUACUUUGGCCCUGCAGCUGCACUAAGAAGUCCUCUGAGUUGUCAUUCUCAGCGCUGUAUAUCUGGUUCUAGCCCUGACCUCCUUUCCAGCACCCUGGAGGCUGACAGUCGCCUGCAAACAGAAAAUUGGGAGCCCUGCCAGCAAGACUCGUAUAACUCUUGCCUGAACUGUGCUGAGGCCUCUUCUCAACCGAUUUUAAACCCAGAAUCCUGGGAAAAUUCUACAAGUGAAAACCCAGAGCUAAGGAACUCUGAGAGAAACCCACCAGAGCCACCAAGGCACAAUUAUAUGCAAGAAGGAACGCAAACUCCGAUGACUGGGCUAGAUCAGAUUCCUAUUAUCAGGGCAGCAGUGGGAGUGAGUUCUCUAACCAUCCCUACACCACCUGCUCUACCACGAAGGAUACGCACUCUUAGAAAGAAUGGGGACGAAUCAUCAGAGGAAGAGGAGGGUGAGGUAGACAGUGAAGUUGAGUUUCCCCGAAGACACCGGCCACCUCAGGGCAUGAGAAGCUGCCAGUCCUACUCUACUUUCAGUUCAGAAAAUUUCUCGGUGUCUGAUGGAGAAGAGGGGAACACCAGUGAUCACUCCAACAGCCCAGAUGACUUGGUUAACAGCCGCAAGGAGCCUCUGGGGGACAAGUUGGAAGACUUGCUAUCCCAGACACCUGAGAUCCCAAUUGAGAUCUCAACACAGUCAGAUGGGUUGUCAGACAAGGAGUGUGCAGUCAGAAGAGUGAAGACUCAGAUGUCCUUGGGCAAACUAUGUGCUGAGGAGCACAGCUAUGAAAACCCAGGCAAUUUUGCAGAGUCUGACUGUGAUUCAUCAGAAGGAGAGUGUUCUGAUGCCACUGUACGAACCAACAACCCCAUCAAUUCCUCUACCUGGUGAAGAAGUAUUCAGUCUACCAAGAGGAGUAUUUACUUGCCCAUACAUUUCCAACAUCUUCUAUAUCUAGUCCUGAACUGUCAUAGCAAAGAAGACCUUUUACAUCCUCUUCCCUUCAGACCUAAGAGCAUUUCACCACUAGGAUAGGGGCAGCAGGUUGUUGCAAGGCAAUAUGUUGUUUGCCCAUUCCCAUCCUCUUUUAGAAUUAGGAAUACCUGAAGUCGGCAAUAAUGGGGGCCCAAAGACUUAUGAAGGAGCCCUCCUAUAAACGAACAAGCUUCUCAAUGGGAGCAUUCAAACCAUGAAUGGCAGGGAUAAAUAUUUAAGCAAAAUGUUCAAGGUACUGUAAAAUUCCAUAUUUAUUUUUAUUUUGUGUGUGUUUGGACCCUUUUUAUUGUAAGAUAGGCGAAUAGGUGAAAAGUAUAUUAGCACUAAAUGGACGGAUCACUGGAAAAAAAAAAAGCAUUGCAAUGACUCCUGACGAACCUGCAGAUGCCUAGAGGUUUUGCUGCUGCUUUUUAGGGACCAAAUAUUGACUUUCAUUUUUAUUUUUUCCAGUUUUAUUUUGUCUUGAAAAUAUGCCCUCUCUAUAUGAAGUCAGAGGGAGAUGCAGAGGCUUAAGAACAAAGCUUUGAACACAGUAUCAUUGAGAACAACCUUGUGGACAAAUUGACUUGGUCACUUCUGUUAGUAUUGCUGCAUGAUCGUCUAAACAGUAACGUGCUAGCAGAUAAAAAUAUGGAGACAAGGACUGGCAAUUAUUGCUUUACAUUUUCUUACCAAGUAGGGUUGUUUAUCAACAGAACUGUUGGUUAAGAAGUGGACCAUGUCUUCUAUAAAUCCCUUAUCCCUUUAUGCGCUGUUGGCAGUGACUUACAAGACAUUUCUGCCCAUCCAAGUGAAACCCAGACCAGCAGAAGUGCAGCCAUCUUUAAGCUGUAAUGGGUAUAUUGGGCUCGUUUUCGCAGACUUUGUUUGAGGACACCAGCACUUGGAAAACUCCUUUGAUGUCUACUUAUUUUUUGUUUCUCCUGAAUGAAGAUCAGAUUUCAGGGGGUUGAGAGGUCACCUACCAUCCCACUCAGGAGAGAUCCCAGCCAUAUUGUCCAUUGCCUCAUGACGGUGACCUUUCACCUCCC